Fonsecaea pedrosoi CBS 271.37 is the source of this 672-nucleotide messenger RNA. RefSeq lists its product as uncharacterized. Gene Ontology annotation, biological process: ribosomal large subunit export from nucleus. The transcript has a single exon. Lineage: Eukaryota; Fungi; Ascomycota; Eurotiomycetes; Chaetothyriales; Herpotrichiellaceae. The coding region runs from base 1 to 672 and encodes 223 amino acids. Gene Ontology annotation, cellular component: nucleolus; preribosome, large subunit precursor. The record is from RefSeq and is a predicted model, not a curated record.
AUGGCCAAAACUUCAAAGAUCAAGAAAGAUCCAACAGGUGAUUUUCCCUCGACUCCCCUCUUCCUUCCCGGCACACAAAUCUCAAAACUUCGCACAUUCUCACACAAAAGGUUCACAGCGAAUCCGCGAUCCCGGGCCUCAAAGCGAGCCACGUCCCCGUCCAUCGACGUUGACAAAUCCAUCAGAGACGCCCCGCGCGCCUCGGACGCCACGCCAAUCCUGGCCGCUCGUCCCAACGGCGGGAUCACCAAGCCGAAGCGGAAACAGAAGCCUCUUUCCCGCGGGCAACGGCGCAGACAUGAAAAAGGGUUGGCCAGGGCAGAGAUGGUGCAAGAUCAGCAUGCGAGAAAGAUCGAAGAUGCUUCACAUCGCCUGAAGAAGAGGCGCGAGAGGAAGGGCAUGUGGGAGGAGGUUAACGGGACAAACAAAUUCGACAAGUUAAGAGCAGCCCUUGGUGAUGACGACGCAAAUGAGAAUGACGAGGAUGAAUGGGUAGAUGACAACAUGGAAGAGGUCGAGAACGAGGGUGGUAAUGUUGAGAUUCUUGAAAAGUCGACGACAAUUUCCAAGGCGAAGCUAGUAGUGGUAGACCGGACGGCAUCAUCUGUCACAGCGGCCACCGCACCCAACACGACGACGGAGGAGGAGGACGAAGCGGACAAGAUAACAUAA